GUGCGGCUCCCUUGUGCUCCGGCCUCAGUAAUUACCGAUCAUCAAUCAGCGUUAAUCACAGCUGAUUAGGCGGGAGGGGGGCGGCGCCUUCCCAGGCCGGGCGCGCCGGAGGCCGGGCCCUGCCCCCCGAGCGGGCUAAGGGGGAACUCAGGCGUGGCGUGAGGAAGAUGGAUGAGUCCGGAGGGCGACACCCCGCCCCCCCACCCCCGCGCUGAGCCGGGCUGCGGGGAGCCUUGGAGCGCGCCGCCACUCCAGCCCUCGAAGGCAGUAGGCAGGCAGCGCUGCCGGGGCUCCGGGGCACGGGCUGCGGCGCAGGAGCCUAGGGGUGGCGAGCCCGAAGCUCGCAGGACUGGGGGGAUCCUGAGAAAGAGACCCGAGAACCCAGGCAUCGCGCCCCGCGCAGCGCAGAGGGGGAUCCCUGCGCAGCGCAGAGCCGGGGCACCGCGGGCCCGGGAGCAGCCGGGCGGCCCAGCAAGUUGGCGGUGGCUGGAUCCCGUGGGGAGGUGGGGGCGCAGCCAGCCCGGGAGGCGCUCCGCGCCCGCUCGACAUGCAGAGACCAAGCGGCCAAGGGGCCGCCUUCUCCAUCGACUCGCUGAUCGGGACCCCGCCACCGCGCUCCGGCCAUCUGCUCUACACCGGCUACCCCAUGUUCAUGCCCUACCGGCCGCUGGUGCUGCCCCAGGCGCUGUCGCACGCGCCCCUGCAGUCUGGCCUCCCCCCGCUCGCCCCGCUGGCCUCCUUCACCGGCCGCCUCACCAACACCUUCUGCGCCAGCCUGGGGCAGGGGGUGCCCUCCAUGGUGGCGCUCACUACGGCGCUGCCCAACUUCAGCGAGCCCCCCGACGGCUUCUACCCGGCGCAGGAGUUGCCGGCUGCGCGCACCAAUCCGGAGCCGGGCUGCAGGCGGAGCGCCGAGAGCCUGGAGGCGGAGGAGCUGCCCCCGGCCAGGGACAAGGGGCCUCCUGAGCAGCCGCUACACUUCCCGGACCCCUUUCCCAGCCUGGCAGAUGGCAAGGCGUACAGCUCAGACGAAGAGAAGCUGGAGGUGAAAUCAGCAGAGACCCCGUGCAGUGAGAGGGAAGAGGAGAGCUCUGCGCCUGACAGUGAGGACGAGAGCUUCCUGGAUGGAAGCAGCACCAGCUGCCUAGGGCCCAAGCCCAGGGCCAAGAGCAGCUCUGGAGGGGAGCAAGCACCUCCUGGCUCCAACCCAGGGAAGAGCCGCCGGAGGCGCACAGCCUUCACCAGUGAGCAGCUGCUGGAGCUGGAGAAGGAAUUUCACUGCAAGAAGUACCUGAGCCUGACAGAGCGCUCGCAGAUUGCCCAUGCCCUCAAGCUCAGUGAGGUGCAGGUCAAGAUCUGGUUCCAGAACCGCCGCGCCAAGUGGAAACGCAUCAAAGCCGGCAACGUCAACAACCGCUCCGGUGAGCCUGUCCGCAACCCCAAGAUCGUGGUGCCCAUCCCUGUUCAUGUCAACAGGUUCGCCGUGCGCAGUCAGCACCAGCAGAUAGAGCAGGGCAGCCGGCCCUGAACCCCCCCGCCCACAUGCUCCGGGCUCCACUCAGAAACUCUGUGGGAGGAAAACGCCAAAUGCCCUGGCUGCAAACGAGCAGGUGUGUGCCAUGCCCAGCAGCGGGGCCUGCCUUGCAUGGCCAAGCAGGACUGACCCAAGCUCCCAUUCCAGACACUGCAGCAAAGGGAGAGGCUCCAGUGCAGACCCUGGGGGCGGUGCUGCAGGGGGAGUUUUAACCAUUUGUGCUCCAGCUGCUGCUCACAAACCUAUCUGUAAAUAUCCCUUAUUUAUUCUGUGUAAAGUCUGUACAUAUGGAAUUGUCUGUCGGUCUGUCUGUCUGGGGGAGUGCAGGGCUGCCUCCAGGAGGGAUGGGGCUCUAGCUGGUGCGGGGCUCUGCUUGUACCGAGCCCCUGGGUUCCUGUGUGCAAUGAUCAGUCUGUGGGUUCUCCAGGCCCCUUAUCUCUGCAUGCCGCCCUCUCUUCCCCCACCCCUUCAGCCCCUCCUCCCUGCGGCAGGGCAGGGCUGCACAGAAGGGGUGGAUGGCAUAUGUAUUCUCUCACUGUCCGUAAGGUAUCGCUGUGACUGGCUGCGUCUGUGCCACAUCCAUGUAUAGUUGUGACUUCAAUAAAUUAUUUUCUAUGGAAAGGAAA
Molecule: messenger RNA, 2160 nt
Organism: Dermochelys coriacea (leatherback sea turtle)
Lineage: Eukaryota; Metazoa; Chordata; Testudines; Dermochelyidae
Gene: GBX1
Product: gastrulation brain homeobox 1
Exons: 2
Coding region: 548-1528 (326 amino acids)
Biological process (GO): regulation of nervous system development; regulation of transcription by RNA polymerase II
Cellular component (GO): nucleus
Molecular function (GO): DNA-binding transcription factor activity, RNA polymerase II-specific; RNA polymerase II transcription regulatory region sequence-specific DNA binding
Source: RefSeq, a predicted model, not a curated record